Molecule: messenger RNA, 1242 nt
Organism: Maudiozyma saulgeensis
Lineage: Eukaryota; Fungi; Ascomycota; Saccharomycetes; Saccharomycetales; Saccharomycetaceae
Source: the annotation of a GenBank genome assembly
AUGAGUGUGGCGACAAGUCUAGUACUUACAGGGAUCGGUGGACUUUUCUACAAGUAUGAUAACACCCAUAGUUUUGAACUAGAUCCAAACAUUUAUUUGCCUGUGUAUGAGUACAAAGAAAAAGUGAUCAUUCCAAAGAUUGCUAAUACACAAGAAGAGUUCACUAUUGCGAUUGUUAAUUUUUUUCAAGGUUUAUUCAAUAAUCAACCUUUUGUAUAUCCAUUACGAGGAUUCCUGGAACUAAUAUAUUAUCCAGAAAAGUAUUUAUAUGGUACGAUUAGUACUUUUUUGUUUUAUUUGGUAAGUUAUACAGUCAUUACUGCUUUAUAUUGGAUAACUUUAACACCACUUUAUGUUGGAUUUUUUUUCGUUUUGGGACCAAUUGGAGUCCUUUUAGCUUUGGUUCAAACCUUUUUACAUGCAAAUAUUUUAACUUUGAUGUUUAUGAGAUUAUCACAUUUUACCAAUAAUUUAGUUAAAAAUUGUUUAGAUAUAGAUUCAACAACCAAUAAUAAUAGUGAGAGAAUUACUUCAAUUAAAUAUUAUGUUCCAAUUAGUUGUACAUAUUUUUGGGUGCUUUAUCUACCAAUGAAAAUACUUAAAUAUUUUGGUUCUUUUAUUAUAUUAAUCAUUUUAUUAACCAUAUCUGCAAUGCCAAUUAUUGGACCUAUAUUAUUUCAUAGUUUAAUAUCUCCAUUUAUUACGAAAAUAUACAUAUCUAAAACAUUAAAAUUGAAUAAAUUCGAUGAUCAAGAUAGAUUACAUCUUUUUGCUCAAUAUUUUGGUACAUAUACCUCUUUUGGUUUAGUAGCUGCAUUGUUAGAGACAAUUCCAUUAUUUUCAGGUAUAUUUCUUUCAACCAAUAUCAUUGGAACAACUUUGUUAGCAGUAGAGACUAUCCUUAUCACUAACGAAACAGAUCUAUCCCAUGAAUUACCUGAAGAAAGAAGAAGAGGAGGAAGACGAAGUAGAAGAAGUCAUGACAUAUUACCAACUAGAACCACCACCGAUUUAUUACCUGAAUUAUGUCGUUCAAGUUUAGAUGACAGUAGUAGUGAAUUACCUAAUACUGAAUUAGUCUCUGAGAUAUCUCCAAAUAUUAAUAAUAGAAGUGGAAUCCUUUUAUCUGGUCUUUGUAAGACUAGUGAAAUUCCAAGCAUAAAUCUAAAUAAUACCAAUAACUUUUCUAGUAAUAAUAAUUCACAACCUCCUAUUAGUGAAUUGAAAGACCUUAUUAGCUAA